GCUGCCUAUCCGACUGUCGCCUGUAACUUGGGAAGUCGGAGCUGUGGGCUGUGAUGUGUUUCUGAAGGAAGUGACGGGAUUGAAUUAAAAAGGAGAGAAACAAGAAAGAUCGAAACUGAACGUGAGAGCGGCGGACCUGCGAUACCACCGCGAGUUGCGCAUCAGCUCCCGAUCUGUCCGUGCCUCCGAGGAAGAAAAGUCCAACGUGGUGGUAGCCUCAAUGCUUCGCCGGGACGAGCCUCCGGAGAGGCACAAAGAGUAAAAACUUUGGGGGGGUGCCGUGCGCGAUACGACCUGUCUGAAAGCAGCGCCGUGCGCUCACACAGAGGUGGGAUGGACGCGUGGGAGCCUCUUGUUCAUGCCGUGAAGCGGAGCGGCCCGGCUGGUGGGAGACGGCCACGAAGUUAGGAGUCGCGCAGCCCCCUUUUGUGUCUCUACGGCUCGCUCUUUUUCACGCUCUCGCUCGCCCGCCCUCCCCCAUAGGGUUUUUCCCCCCCACCAGCACUUUUUUCUUUUCUUUUUCUUUUCUUCUAAUUUAUUCCCGGAAUGUCUACUGCCCGGACUCGACCCCCUUCAGUUCAGCUCGUUUACUUUUUGGCUGCGUUUUGCCUCCUGAAUUGGGCUGCGAAUUGUUCUGAACUGAGAGUGCGGGUCCGGUUGACCGAUGGACAGGUCACCGAGGAGAUACUGGAGGCGGACAGUGAGAAGGACUUUAUCAGUCUGGAGUUCAAAGAAGGGGACGGCACCUUAAUCACUUUCAUCGCAGAUUUUAAACAGGAUGUGAAGCUGUUCCGUGCAUUGAUCCUCGGGGAACUGGAGCGAGGACAGAACCAGUACCAGGCACUGUGCUUCCUCACGAGACUCCUUCCCAAUGAGAUCAUUCCCAGUGAGUCCAUGGCCAAACUCCGGCAGAAAAAUCCCCAAGCAGUACGAAUCGCUGAGGAGCAGCGGGGUGUGGAGCCUCUCACCAUGGAUGUGGCAGUAAACUUCAGCAAGGCCUCACAGCUCAGUGCCCACAUCCACAACGUGUGUGCCGAGGCCCAGGACGCCAUCUACACCCGGGAGGUGGACGUCAAGUACUGGCUGGACAGAGGUGCUGAUGGCUCCAUGUUUGAGAUCCUACCAAAGGCCAGUGACUUCCCUGGCCUACAGAGCUGCCAGGCGAGCGAGGACCUCUGGAGGCCGUGCACCUGCCAGUACAGCCUAAGACUAGAAUGGUACCCCUGUCUCCUCAAGUUCUGCCGCAGUCGGGACAACUCGGGCAAGGUCAGCCCGUACAAGUGUGGAAUUAAAAGCUGCCGCAAGGGCUACCAGUUUGACUAUUAUGUACCGCAGAAGCAGCUGUGCUUCUGGGAUGGGGAAACUUAAGACUGACCCUCACUGCUGGUGGGCAGUGAAUUCUUAUGAAGUGCCUCUGUCUUUAUCUGUCUCUCUGUUUUUCAUUCUUGUGUUUUUACUUUUUUUUUUUUUUUUUUUAAUAACUUAUUUUUGCUAACUGGCCACAAGGCUUUCAAAAGUCCAAAAUCCCAAAGGUGACAUGUGAGGAAUUUUAUUUUUAUUAUCUUAUUUCUGUUUUUUUUUUUUUUUGUUUAAUCCCUGCUUCAAGCCAACAGGAUCAGCCAUCUGUAACAGCUCUUUGGGAACAACUGGUUUUACCUGAGGAUUCUUUUUGAUUUUUUUUUUUUUUUUUUUUUAAAUUUACAGUUUAAAGGAUCCAAGGUUGGCCAAUAAGCACAAAGGUAGCAUUUUGGAAAACCGAGGAAAAUGGAACUGGGUGCUGAUCCCACUUCUCUGUCCAUGACUGUUAAGACACCUAGCAAUUUAAAAUGCAAUUUUGCCAACCUCCUCCACUUCGUCAAGCCAUGCUGACCCCUUCACUUCACUUAACAUAACUGGGGUUCUCCUCAAGUUUCUGACGACUUGUGUAGAGCUAUCCAUUUCUCCCAUGUUACAAUGUAGGCUCUUCUCUGCUCCUUCUCAUGGAUGUACCUCUCCUUUUGCUCAAUUUUGAUAAAUGUAACCCAUCCAGAUCCCCCUGAUAAUGAUAUUCCUUUCCCCAUAAUCACCUAUAUUAUUUUACUUUUGCAACUAUAAAUUUUCCACGGUUCAGGUUGUAUUACAUGAAGGGAAGGGCAAAUGAUGAGAUGUAGGUAGCAAGUGUCCAUUCCACAACUCAUGUCACUGUGCUGUCGUCCUCUUUCUGUAGCCACCCUUUGUCAAAAAUCAUGAACUCAUCUGUAGUUCAGUUGUACAAAUGUAGGCCCUUCCUCUCGUUCUUUGCCUCCUUCGUGAUGCAUUUAGUGACUUCUUUCCGCUUUUGUUAUUUGUAACAUUUCCUCUUUUUCUCUCAUAACAUUAGGAAGCCCCAGAUCUGCUCCCUCAGUAAGUUUACAGGACAUUUUUUUAGGCCCCUUCAGUAUACUCUUGUGUAAUGUUUAGCACAGCCUUUCCUUCCUCAAGAUAUUAGGAAGCUCCUCUUCUUCUUUCUAAUUCAGUAUGGAGUCCAUACCUUAUACAAUAAGGCGGCAGUCAGCCUGGUGGAAGCAUUGCAAGAAAGUGGAGUUCUAAUCAAAACGUCUCUAUAUAUACUAAUACUGUGUAUAUAUAUAUGUGUAUACAGUACUAAUUAAAUAGACGCAGUUUUGCUGCCACAGGUUGAAAUACUGAAAACUAGGAACAGAAACUGAAUGCAAGUGCCUGUCUUGAACACCCCUGCAGUGCUUCAUCUUAGGAUCUUCUUGCAUAACUUUAGCCACCCCAUUCCUGUCUGCUGCAUAGUGAAGUCACCUGUGGUCUAGUUUUACAGAAGUAGGCCCCACCCUGUUUCCCUUUGUGAUAGUUGGCUCUGCUUUUACUCCCUGGUGACAACAGAAAGUUCCACCUCUGCACCCUUAAGUGUAUAGAAGCCACGUCUUCUGCUAAUUUUUUCUUUAUAGCUGUGGUCUUCUCCAGCUUGAGUAGAUUGGACUGUAAAGAAGGGACAAAUGAUGAAAGCAAAUAUGUCUCUCGCAUACCCCUGCAAUAUCUCACAUUUAAUCUCUCCUCAUGUUCCCCCCCCCCCAAGUUUGUACCCCCCACCCUUGUGUUAGGUACAGUAGCUGUCCUUUGCCCCACUUUGUUCUUUUCUAUGAUCUUUGCCCUCUCAUUUGUCCCAUUCUGUGAUGUGCAGCCUAUCCUUUACCCCUGCUAUGUUCCUUUCUGUUAUGUUUGGCCCCUCCCUUUGCACCCUUAUUUUAUGUUUAUCCAGUCCUCUGUCCCUUCCUGACAUCAGCAUGCCCCCGCUGCAGUUCCUCAUUAAGUAUGUGGGCCGCCCCUCAUAUUAAUAUUAAAAAUGUAAUCCUCUCUCCCUUAGGGUGAAAUACUCAAAAGGACAAAUGACAAAACUGAUCAUUGGUCUUAAUCUGUCAUGUCUCAAUUUGAGGUCCUUUCCUCUUGGUCCAUCUGGUCUGACUUGUUCUCAUGUGACAAUUGCCAGUUUAUGCCCGUCCUCUGCACAGUCCUGAUCUAUUCACGCUCUCUUCUGUCACCACACUAGCAGACCCCAAGUUUGCUGUCUCAUUAAGCAGCACACCAGCCUCGUGUUUGUUCUCAAUUUGUAACCUUCUUGAUUUCAUGAUGUAUUCCUGAAAGGGAGGAGAUGGGGAACUUGUAUGAGUGUCCAUAUCAAAAAUACCUCUUAAUGUUCUCAUGAAAACUAUAGCCCCCCUAAUGAUUCACAGCAUAAUAAGACCCCCUUCCUAGAUGCCUUCAUGCAAUGUUAGCUCUUUCUCCUGCGCUCUCAAAUACACGAGCAACACUUCAGCCUUCUGAUUCACACUCUGGUGAAGAGGAUCAUGAAGUGUUGUUCUCACUCAACCUGUCUGCUGAUACGGAUUGUUCUGGAUCCCGUGGGGUAGAGAAUAACCGACCAAAGCUGCCCUUAUUGUGCCUUAGUAAGUAACCAUUUAAAUGCUAUAAAGUGCCUUUCACUUGGAAGGAAAUGACGAAGAGCAGAAGCACACAAUGGAUUUGAGCUUCAGUGCAGAUCACCACAUUACUGUCAUCUGCGGUACAUGCCAACACUGCCACCACAUCUGGACAUCGCCUGUAGUCAGCCUGCAUAGAGGAGAGGAUCACCACAGGGAGGAUUAGAAUAAAGGCCCAAAAGCGUCAAUGUCUAAGACUUCUCCCUCACUCAGUCCACCAUAUUGUACAGGUAAACAGUAACGGGAUGCCUUCCCCUGCCCACCCACAUGCCUCUUCGCACCAGCCUUUGUGCAAAGUGCCUUGGAUACAAAGCAGAUUGCAAACUGAACUAUUUUUGUACAAAAAAUUGUGAAAUAUAUUAAAAGAUUUAUUUCAAAGAAUGAAGUAAUUUGUAAAAUAUAAAUAUAUAUGUAUAUCAUUUAUAACCAGAAUAAAAAGAAAGCUAUUGUUUUGCACUGCAA
Messenger RNA from Erpetoichthys calabaricus (reedfish), 4427 nucleotides. Its product is annotated as out at first protein homolog. Bases 547 to 1368 code for a protein of 273 amino acids. The record is from RefSeq and is a predicted model, not a curated record. The transcript has 4 exons. Lineage: Eukaryota; Metazoa; Chordata; Cladistia; Polypteriformes; Polypteridae.